AUGGAUCAAUUGAAAUCUCAAUUUCCAACAACAGUUGAAGAUAUUCAAUAUUAUAUUAAUUUAAUAAAAUCAAAAAUUCCAACAAAUUUUGAUGAAUUUCAUUCUCAUGUAAAUCAACAUUUUCAUCAAUUUCAAAAUUUAAAAUAUGAUUCUAUAUUAGAUGAUUUUAAAAAUUUAAGAAUUAAUCCAGUAACUAUUUCAUUAACUUUAAUUUCAUUAACUACUUUAUUUAUAUUUGGUAAAAUUUUUGGUUCAUCAACAACAUCUACAACCACAACAAAAUUAGAUGAUAAAAAUUCAACAACAACAACCAAAUCAACAAAAAAACCAAAGAAAAAAGUAAGUAAAGCUCAAAAGGCAAAUAAAGAAAUUCAAGAAAUUUUAGAUUAUGUUGAACUGGAAUAUGUACCAGAAAUUGAUAAUUAUAUAGAAAAUUAUAAAAAAUUAUCAAUUGAUGAAAUUGAUUCAAAAUUUAAAUUUUUUGAUGAAAUGUUAUUAAAAGAAUUAAUGAAAUUAGAUGGUAUAGAUGUUAAUGGGAAUGAAAUUUUAAGAGAAAAUAGAAAAAAAGUUAUUAAAUUUAUUCAAGAUCAUCAAAACAGAUUGGAUAGAUUUAAAAAAGAUAUAACAGUUAAAGCAACUACAACAACUAAUUGA
Lodderomyces jiufengensis is the source of this 654-nucleotide messenger RNA. RefSeq names its product Snl1p (gene SNL1). Gene Ontology annotation, cellular component: nucleus; cytosol; cytoplasm. The record is from RefSeq and is a predicted model, not a curated record. NCBI's taxonomy places the organism in Eukaryota, Fungi, Ascomycota, Pichiomycetes, Serinales, Debaryomycetaceae. Gene Ontology annotation, biological process: protein stabilization. The transcript has a single exon. Gene Ontology annotation, molecular function: adenyl-nucleotide exchange factor activity; protein-folding chaperone binding. The coding region runs from base 1 to 654 and encodes 217 amino acids.